AUGGAAAAGUAUGAAUCGGGGGAGUUUGAGGCCGGAGGAUACAAGUGGAAACUAGUGCUCUUCCCCAACGGAAACAAGAAUCAUGAUGUGAAAGAUCACAUCUCUAUCUACUUGGAGAUGGGUGGAAAAAAAGCAGUAAAGCCCGGCAGGAGUGUAACAAUUGAUUACAAGUUAUUUUUGCUUAAUCAGCGGAAAGAGAGCUAUCUGGUUCGAGAAAAUUCCAAUGAGGAGAAAAAGUACUGUAUUUAUCGGACAAUCGUUGGUGGUUUGGCUGGAUUUGAUCGAUUCAUCCCUCUCAAAGAGUUUAGUGAUGCAUCAAAUGGUUAUCUCAUUGAUGACACUUGUGAGUUUGGAGCAGAGGUCAAGGUUUCUGAAACUAAUCUGGUCAAAGGAGAGUGUUGGUUCUCGAUUGUCAACCCUGUUACGUACAAGUAUGUUUGGAAGAUUACUAACUUCUCAGCGUUAGACGCUCCAGUUCAUUAUUCAUUACCAUUCACUGCUCACGACAAUCAAAAAUAUUGUGCAUGGAGACUGUUGCUCUUUCCCAAUGGAAUUCACGCUGGAGAGGGUAGUCAUGUUUCUCUCUAUCUGGGUUUGCAUAAUCCACAUGAGCUUCCUCCUGGAUCGAGAAUACUUGCAGAUUAUACUCUACGCAUUUUGGAUCAAAUCCACGGCAACCAUCGUUCUUUUAAAGUAAUUGGCAAUUGGUUCGAUAGCAGCAGGAAUCUGGGCUCCCACCAAAUGAUUUUACAAGAAGAAAACGCAAGGUUUUCAAAGGAUGGCAGCUGCAUAAUUGAGGUCGAAUUUACUAUUCAAGGACUUUCUAUACCAAGAGUUUGCCAUGGAUUUUUUAAGUUUUUUUCUGAGAAGCAACGACGAAUAUGGAUUUUUUAA
This is a messenger RNA of Argentina anserina (silverweed cinquefoil), 894 nucleotides long. RefSeq lists its product as uncharacterized. NCBI's taxonomy places the organism in Eukaryota, Viridiplantae, Streptophyta, Magnoliopsida, Rosales, Rosaceae. Gene Ontology annotation, molecular function: protein binding. Bases 1 to 894 code for a protein of 297 amino acids. The record is from RefSeq and is a predicted model, not a curated record. The transcript has a single exon.